GUUAUAUGACUACGCGGACAAUAAAACCAACAACAGGUUGUUGGCUGUGGACAGAGGAUCAGGGGAGUCUCUGGAGCACGUCAGCUGGGUGACAGAGCGGCGGGAGUUUCAAACAGCGUUGUUGACAUCGGAAAACCGUAUAGGAGUCUUUGAGUUGGCAAUUUGAAUACAAAGACCUGUGGACAUAAGACUGACUGGAAUAUGAAGUGAGAGUUGGUGGUGAGUCGAUUGGGGGGUGGUGUGGGGAGCAUCGGCCGACGGCCUGUAUAGGUCCGGUAGCAGUGUUGCCCCACUGCUUCUUCGUCGGCUACAUCCUAUCAACUUUAACAAAAUGGCGGGGAGGAGUGUGGAUGGUAUGGAAUAUAGUGAGCAAGAAGAGAAUGGUAGUGAUGAGAGGAGAGAAAGUGAUUGGGAGGAAGUAGGGAGGGAGAAAGGAGUUAAGAAAGGGACAAGUCGUAAGAGAAAGAAAAAAAAUGGGGCUAGCUCAACUGGUACGAAAAGUGAAGGAAGAGAUGAUGAAGGAGAGGGUCUUAAAGCAAGACUGUUUAAUGUAGUGGAACGAUUUGAAGGAGAGGGGGGAGUUAAGAGAAUGGAUCCACUUAAGUUAACAAAAAUAAUAAGAGGGCAACUAGGAGAAAUGAAAUAUGCAAGAAUAUUGGGAGAUGGAAAUCUACUUACAGGAUGUAAUAACGAGGGGCAGAUAAAUGAGGUGCAUUGGAAAAAUUAAAGUAGACAAAGUAAUAAGAGUGGGAGAGAGAAGAACGGGUGGUAGUAAGGGGGUGAUAUAUGGAAUUCCGCUUACUGUGAAUAUGACUAGUGGAGAACAUGAGGGUACGAAACAGUUCAGUUAAAAGUGUCGUAAGAAUGACAAGGGGAAUUGAAAAAAAUAGAAACAGAAUCUGUUUUGGUUGAGUUUGAGUCAAAGGAUGUGCCAAAAGAGGUAUAUUAUGGAUUCAUGAGAUAUAGCAUAAGGGAAUACAUUCCUAAGCCAAUGAGAUGUUAUAAAUGCCAAGAAUUUGGACAUGUGGCUAAGGUAUGUAAAGGAAAAAGAAGGUGUGCCAGGUGCAGUGGGGAUCAUGAUUAUGGAAAGUGUGGGGAAGAAGUGAGGCCAAAGUGUUGCAGUUGUGGAGGGAAUCACAGUGUCGCAUUUUGGGGAUGUGAAGUGAUGAAAAAAGAAGUGAAAGUGCAACAGAUAAGAGUGAAGGAAAACAUUUCUUAUUCUGAGGCUGUUAAAAGACCUGAAAGAGAAAAGGAGAGUCAGAAGAGGGAAUAUAUGAAUAGGGGGCCAAGAGAAGUUCAACAAGAGCAGAAGGAUCAAUGGGAGGAGAAGAAGAAAUUGGUGACAUUUAUAGCAGGAGUGAUAAACGCUACAGCUGAAAUUAGAUCUAAAACGGAAAGAAUUCAGAUUAUUGUAAAAGCAGCAAUACAUCAUCUAGAUAUGGCAGGUUUGAAAUGGGAAGAUGUGAGGGAUGAACUAAGUGUACAGACGAGUCAAGAGACAACAUGUGUGGGUUAAUAAUUUUAGUAAUGUUAAUCCUUCAAUGGAAUGCAAGAAGCCUGGUUGCAAAUGGACAAGAUUUUAAGCAGUUUAUUGCGAGUAGGAGAGAAAAGCCAGACAUAGUGUUCAGGAAUCCUGGCUAAAGCCUAAUCUGGAUUUUGUUAUAUAUGGAUAUGUAGCAAUAAGACAAGAUAGGGUAAAUGAUGGUGGAGGGGGUUGUGUUACAUUUGUGAAACAGGGGAUCCCACAUAGGGUGUUAGGCAUAGGGAGUGAACAUGAAUAUGUAGUAGUGGAAGUAUGGGGUGUGGGGAAGAAAUUUGUAGUCAUAAAUUAUUAUAAUCCAUGUAGAAGAAUGCAAUUAAGCCAGCUUGAGGAAAUAGAGGGACAAGAUAGCAGUAAUACUGUAUGGUGUGGGGACUUCAAUGCGCAUAAUACAUUGUGGGGAGGUGAAAAAGUGGAUAUUAAUGGGCAAGUGAUGGAAGAGCUCUUAGAGGAGAAAAACUUAGUAUGUCUAAAUGAUGGAACUAAAACAAGGAUAGAGGUUAAUACUGGAAGAGAGUCUGCACUUGAUCUUACACUGGUGUCCAGUAGUAUGGCAGCAAUAUGUAGUUGGAGUGUGUAUAAAGAAGGAACAGUAGGAAGUGAUUUAACAUGGGAGAAUUAAGGAGAGCAUUGGCAAAAACUGGGAAGACUGCACCAGGGAAAGAUGAAGUAUGUUAUAGCAUGUUGAAGCAGUUAAGUGAGGAGGGGAAGAGGAAGUUAUUGAUGCUAUACAAUAAAGUGCGGGAAGAAGGAAGAGUGCCAAAGAGCUGGAAGGAAGCAGUUAUUGUUCCAAUAAGAAAACCUGGGAAAGAUGCUAGUAAGCCAACAAAUAGACCCAUUUUAGUAAGCCAACAAAUAAACCCAUUAUAGACCCAUUGCCCUGACUUCUCAUAUCUGUAAGAUAAUGGAAAGAAUGGUAAAUGAGAGAUUAAUGUAUAUUAUGGAAAAACAUAAUAUAUGUUUUAAAGGAAGGGGUACUAUGGAUGCAGUGGUAUGUUUGGAAGAUGAAAUAAGAAAAGCUCAAAUAAAUAAAGAGAUGUUAGUAGCAGUAUUUUUUGAUGUUGAAAAAGCAUAUUACAUGCUAUGGAGAGAGGGGUUGAUGAUUACGUUGUAUAGAAUGGGAGUUAGAGGAAGAAUUUUUAACUGGAUUAAAGAUUUCUUGAAAGGAAGAACAAUACAGGUUAAAAUAGGAGCAGAUUUGUCAAGCAAGCAUGCAGCAGAGAAUGGAACGCCCCAGGGGAGUGUAAUAAGUCCCACAUUAUUCUCAGUAAUGAUAUAUAUGUAAAUGUACCAGCGGGCAUGGGAAGAUCCCUAUUUGCGGAUGAUGGAGCAAUAUGGAAAAGAGGAAGAAAUGUAGAACAUAUAGUUAAGAAAGUGCAAGAUGGUAUACAGCAGGUUAAGAAGUGGGGAAUAAAAUGGGGUUUUAAAUUUUCUGUUGAAAAAACUAAAGUAAUGUUUUUUACAAGGAGGAAGAUCAAUGAAGGCUUUAAUCUAAAACUAUAUGGAAGUAAGUUGGAGAGAGUUAAUAAAUUUUGUUUUCUAGGAGUACAUUUUGAUCCAAGGUUGACAUUGGUAGAACAUAUAAGGAAUGUGGAGAAUAAAUGUAAAAAAGUAAUAAAUACAAUGAGAUGUGUAUCAGGGUUAGAAUGGGGAGCGGAUUAGCAAUCACUGAAAUAUAUAUGUAAGUUUAAUAAAGUCAAGGAUAGAUUAUGGGAGUGUGGUGUAUGGAUCAGCAGCCAAAUCUGUACUUGCGAGACUUGAUAUAAUACAGGCUAAAACAAUCAAAACAAUAAACAAUAGUGCAGACCUUGUAACUGAAUUAUACAGAUAUGUGGAUGACAAAUACAGAGAUUAUAUUCAGAUUUAUACAGAUGGGUCGAAAGAUCCUGAAACAGGAAGGACUGGAUCAGCAUUUUUUAGAGUUAAUCAAGGAGGUGAGCAAACGAACCACGAAUGAUCUGAAUGUGUGUACAGUUGAGUUAUAUGUUAUCAUGAUGGCAUUAGAAUGGAUUGGAAAGGAGGACAAAAUAAGUAAAGUUUUAAUUGGAAGUGAUUCAUUGUCAGCGCUGUACAGCCUCAGGACAGGUAUGUCUAAUAGCCAUCAGGACUUGUUAUAUGCAACAUUGGCAACAUAUACAAGAGUAAAGGAAAAAUGUAAUGAGAUUCAACUGAUCUGGACCCCAGCUCAUAUAGGCAUUCUGGGCAAUGAGAGAGUGGAUAAAUUAGCUAAACAAGCAAUUAAAAAAGAGAAUAUUGAAGUAAAUAUAAAGAUGUCAAAAUCUGAAGGGAAAAGUAUAGUUUGGAAAGAAGCCAUGAGGAAAUGGCAAUGUCAGUGGGACAGGGAAGCUAAAGGAAGACAUUUGUAUGCCAUUCAAAACAAAGUUGGUACAGUGAGGAACUGGGGAGGGGCUAGGAGAGAAGAAAUAAUGAUGACAAGAUUAAGAAUAGGACACAGUAACACAGUAAGUUUUUUGAGUAUUGUCAGACAUUAGAAACCAUAGAACAUGUACUUUUACAGAAGAUAUGAAGAACAGAGGAGAAAUAUGACGGAAGAAUUAAGAAGAGAUGGGUUGGCAGGGGCAGGUAUAAAAUAUAUUCUGCAAAGUGGUGUGAUUAGACAAGGCAGGAAAAAUAUAUGUAAUUUCUUAAUUAGUACGGGUUUGAUGAGGAGAAUAUGAUCGCGGAAAACAAGCUGGAGGAAAUAAACUGGAGUAACAUCGCAGGAGAAUUAUCCAGAAGAUGGCGGUAAUGCAACGCUCUUGGAUGCAAGCUGCCGUUAAACCUCAAAGAAGAAGAAGAAGAAGAAGAAGCGGAACCCCCAACAACAACGGCAGCCAUUUUUGUGGAUAAUAAUUUACGGUGUUUCUGGUUAAAUCUAAAGUAUGUAAAAAAUAAAAAAAAGUAUAGUAAUUGGACUUGUUCUUGAGGUAAUAUUCCGUCGGUCGCGACACUGACUGAAAGAAUAAGGCACCUUUCUACUGAAAAACAUUCAACUCGACUACAGAAGAAAAUGGAGGACAACAAAGUGAAAGGAGGGUGAAAUGGCAGUGCUCAAGAAACGACGCUGUCCAUACUGCUAUCACCCAGUUCUGCUGCACUGGUCUAACUCUGUGUCAUGAUAAAAUCAUGAAAUCCACGUUUCUGACCCUUCGUUUGUUCAUAUUCGACAUUCAGUGACAACGCUGGCAGGUGACCAUGGUAUAAGCGGGAUAAUCCACAGCUAGGUGUUCAUGCUGUCCUCACAUAUGGAGCCAGAUGUGGGCAAAGUGAAUAUCUAUCAGCAGCUGGAGAAUGUUGUCCUAUGUGUAAUAUAGGGUAGCGUUGGAGCCGGAGCCUAUACCAAGAGCACUGGGUGUAGGACAGGUAUACACCCUGGAUGGGAUGUCAGUCCAUCGCAGGGCAUCGGACAUUUACACGGUCGGUGGUUUUCAAAGACUGCAGUGGUGAUUACAGUACAACAUGCAAACCUUGUUCUAAAGGAACAUUCAUGAAUGAGCCUAAUGGCUUACCCAGCUGUUUUCCAUGUAAAACCUGUGACACAGGCCUUUAUAUUUUACAAGACUGUACCACAAUAAAGAAUACAGUCUGUGAGGUCUUGGAUGGAUAUUAUUGCAUGCAUUACUUUGAAGGAGAAUGCUCUCAUGCAAUGAAACACAGUAAAUGUAAACCAGGGCAACAAAUAAAAACUCCAGGCACUAAGGCCUCAGAUACAGUUUGUGAGCCCUGUCCACAAGGAUUUUAUUCUCCUGAAGGUGUGACCUGUUCUAAAUGGACUGACUGUUCACUCAGUAAUGAGAUUGAGGACCAAGAAGGCACUUCCAUUACAGAUGUUAAAUGCAAACCGAGAAGGAAGAGAUAUGUUCUCCUAGCAUCUGUUCUCAUGGCUAUAGUUCUUUUACUGUCAGUUAUGGUUUUAUAUUUGACGCACGACCAAGCAAACCAAAGUAGCACAACAUUAAAUAGGACUGUAGAGGAAACAGCUCCUCAGCUUUCAGUAUGCGCACCAUCAUCCAGUAAACUGGAAGAAGAUCAGGAAACAGAUUCACUAGCUGUAACCUGAUUGUAACAAGGAACACACCGUGCAUGUGAAAACAUGGUGAAUUGAUCCACAAGGAUUUAUUUCAGUGUGUUUCUUACCAAACCAACAGCUCUACAAAAGGAGAAAUAGACCCUUUUUUUGAUUUGGAAACCCAAAAAAGUGACAGGUGAUUUUUUUUGAGAGGCUUCUCUGGUUAAUGCCCUCUUUACUGAUCACUGACUCUCUUCUCGGCAGAGCGGGAUUGUGCCGUAUUCUUUCCAUUUUGUGUUAAUGGAUUUAAUGGUGCUCCACGGGACAUUCAAAGUUUAGGAUAUUUUUUAUAACUACACCCUGAUUGGUACUUUUACAGAACUUUGUCCUACACUUUUUUUUUUUGAUAGUUCCUGCAUCUUCAUGAUUUGUAUUGUUUAGGUAUGUUGUCUGUUCCUGGAACAUGAAGAUCAUGUAAUAAUUUAACUCAGCUUCACUCUAUUCUGCUAAUUAUGUGACUUCUGCUGGAAACUGGUUACAUCUAACCAAUUUAGGGUUCAGUACUAGUUUAGAGUUUCACUUUUUUUUCCAUUUAUGCAAUCACACCUUUUAAAUUGUAAUUUGUAAUUAAUUUUUGAAAAGUAUUUGAUUUUCCUCUACUUCAAUAUUGUGAGUUAAACUGUAUCUCUUUGGGCUUGAUUUCUAACAUUAUUAUGGUUUGCUCUUGUAUCACGUGCAUUUUCCAAACUUUUAUGUUCAUGCCCUAAGAGAACACAAGUGUCUAAAUUUUUGUCACGAACUCUUAAAUAUUGCCCAUUGCGAUUGCAUAAGAACCACCUUUCGUAUAACACUAAUUUUAGAUCUGGGAUUCUUUAGGGCUUUUCCCACUUGAAAUAGUUAACACUGGGUCAUUCUAAACCCCGGGUAAACAGAGUCCUGGGUUAUCCGCUUUCACAUUUCACAUUGCUCAUACUUUACUCAGGGUUAACAAUUAAUCCUGAGGAUUCAUAAUCUGACAUUUCACACUGUACAUUCCUAAACCCUGGGUUAACAUUCUUACCAUGACUGGAUAAAUACAACAACCAUGACUGGAUAAAUACAACACGCGACCGGUUUAAGUGACAGCUUGUCUCGUGCUUUCGCAUCAAAGACAAAAAGGCAAAAGAAAGAAAACACAGAGGAGCAAAUUAUAUUAAUAUUUUUUUAAUUCCUUUUAAGCUUGGAGAGACUUGUGUUUACUUGUACAGUCGCAUCAUUGUUUACUGCUCUGUCCUCAUCUCAGAAAUUAUGGAGGUUCAGCAGGUAGACUACUUCUAACAUUGAUUAAACUGCUUAGAAAUAGACCAAAUGAUACAUCGAUUUAAGGGGGAAGAUAUUGUGGAUGAAAAAAAGUAAAGUAGCUAGUGCAUUUUUUUUAAUGUUCAUCUCAAAAAUGUGAACUAUUGUUAAGUUUAUCCCAGUACUUUUUUCGUUUAGCUGAAGUGAGUGAUCCAUGCAAAGUAAUAAAUCCCUGGGAGGCAUUAACAUUUAACGAAUAGUUCAAUUUCUGAUUGGGUGUCUGUUACGGCUAGAUGCUUAGCAACAGUCUAACACUGCAUCGUGUCACACUGUACACGUUUGGCACAAUGUGGGGUUAACACUGCAAAAGCGGUGCUAACCCCGCUUCUAAAUCACAAGUGUGGAAUGUUCCUCUACUCGGGGUUAAAAGCGGGGUUUAGAACGACGAUAACAUGGGGUUAAGCACAGUGUGAAAAGCUCUUUUGUUGAAACAAGCAAUAAAUCUGACUUUUUACACUGACUAUAUAUGUACAUUCAUUUAACUUGUAUGUUAUAUGAAUGUACAUAUACUUCCAAUCUAAGAUUUUUUGUAAAUGUUAUUUCCAGCAGCAUUUUUGUGUGCAACUUUUCUGUAGAUCAUUGUAUGUUAAUCUGGGAAAUCCUAUUGCACCUUAUAAUGUAGUUACAUGUUAAUGUAAACGUAUUAGCAAUUGUUCAUGUGACAUAUUCACAUAACAAUGAGGUAUUGUGUACUUUUAGCCUGGGAAUAAUGUCAAAACGAUAGUCUUCCUAAAACACCUGCACUAUUUUACCGCUCUUAUGUAAGCCUGUUCCCAUGGAACACACUGGAAAUGUUAUUAUGCAUCACUACGAAUUACAUACUGAACGUCUAGAAAUCCAGCAGCUUCAGUGUGGCGUGAACAAAGUUCAUGUAUGGCGCUUCAGAAAGAGAACCAUUUAAAGACAAUGCUGCAAACAUAGAAAGGCCUAAAGGUCUAAGCAGUCAUUACUGAGUUAACAUUCAUGUGCUAGCCAGCUACAGUACAAUCAGUACUGUAAAAGAAAUGCAAAAAAUUCUACUCCAUUUGAUACUAAAAAUGAAAAAAAAACAAAAACAGUAAUAUUGAGUUCACUGUAAUUUAAUGUAAUCUACGACUCGUAUGGCAAUAGUAAACUACAUCCAUCAGCAGGAAAAUCAAUGGCAAAGUCUGAUUGCACUUAUAUCUAUUUUAGCCUAUAUUGCAUACAUUUUUAAAGAUCAGGGGGCCUGAACAGCAAAACAAAGGUUUAAAAUAGACAAAGAGUUUGUUUGUCUUACAUUUUACAUAAUUACACAUGUUUAUAGAUCUGUUGUGUUGGUAAAUAAGCCUACUUUCUGAAAUCAGACAUCAGUGACCAAACUGGGGGCCAAGUGGUUUUGUAUUUGAAUUUGUCAUUAUUUAUUUGUGGUACUUGCUAACAUAAGCAUCAACAUUGGCAUGACCAUGAACACUGAACCCAAUUUAGGUGAUGUAGCCAAAACCAGUCAAAUCCAAAUGCCUUUUUCUUUUAUUGAUUUCUGUAAAUUACUUACAACUUUUUUACUGUGUUGUAUAAAAAGAGUAAAGAGCAAUUCAAGUACUCUUUUAAUUUUCUUUUCUUUUUUUUUUUUUUUUUUCUUUUUCUCAUCACAGUGCUGUUGAAUGUUUGAUUCUGAUUGGUUGGAAGGUGUUGAUUAUUUUUCUAAUAACAGCAGCUCUGAUAACAGUUCCAGCAGCAAGGCAAAUAAGUUUAUAUUAAUGCACUUGUUCUAAUACAUUACUGUUUUAUACUUUUUUAUACCAUCUACAGGAACCUGUAUUGCAGGACUUAACAAAAAUGUAUAUAUAUAUAAAAAGAUGUGUGAUCAUUGAUGUGUUGAAGUUUUGUCUGAAGAAAUGUUUGUUUAACAUUUUUGUGAAGAGUGUACAGUAUGACACGGGAAAGCCUGCAGGACAGGGCUCUGAGCUUUAACAGGAGAUAACAGGAACUAACUUGUUCUGUGGAUGUUACGCAUUAAAAUUAAAGGAUAAAAUGUAAAACAAAACGUUCUUUAAUAAUUAAAAAUUGUUAUGUUGGUAAA
Messenger RNA from Pangasianodon hypophthalmus (striped catfish), 8928 nucleotides. Its product is annotated as tumor necrosis factor receptor superfamily member 14. NCBI's taxonomy places the organism in Eukaryota, Metazoa, Chordata, Actinopteri, Siluriformes, Pangasiidae. The transcript has 11 exons. Gene Ontology annotation, cellular component: external side of plasma membrane. The record is from RefSeq and is a predicted model, not a curated record. Gene Ontology annotation, molecular function: protein binding. Bases 4917 to 5600 code for a protein of 227 amino acids. Gene Ontology annotation, biological process: positive regulation of peptidyl-tyrosine phosphorylation; defense response to Gram-positive bacterium; positive regulation of T cell migration.